This is a messenger RNA of Westerdykella ornata, 591 nucleotides long. RefSeq lists its product as uncharacterized. The transcript has 2 exons. The record is from RefSeq and is a predicted model, not a curated record. Lineage: Eukaryota; Fungi; Ascomycota; Dothideomycetes; Pleosporales; Sporormiaceae. Bases 1 to 591 code for a protein of 196 amino acids.
AUGGGUUCGAGUGACAUUGCCGCACCGCAGCCUCGUCUCAAGUAUCCUCUGAUAGCUCCACACCCGCACGGGCCGCAGAGGAGUGUGCCGCCAAAGCGACAUCGAGAUGACGACGAACUAUCCGAGCAAUCAAAGAGGCGGAAACGAUCGGAUUCUAAUACGUCCAUGGAACUUGGGGAAGAAGACCGCUUGUUGAUUAAGCUGAAGGAUGAAGAGAGUAUGCCCUGGAAAGACAUCGCCGCCCGCUUUCAAUCGGACCUGGGAAAGACCUACCAGAUUCCCGCACUGCAGAUGAGGCUCAAGAGGCUAAGGGAGCGGAUGCGAGUCUGGACAGAGACGGACAUCAGAGCGCUUCGCAUGGCACAUGAUUACUGGGUGCAGAAUAAGUUCGAGAUCAUUAGCCAGAAGAUGCUCGACUUCGGUUGUACAGAGAAGUGGACCACCAAGCAGUGCUCGCGCAAGUGGCAGGAAAUCGACCCUGGACCAACGACAUAUGCUUCCUAUGACGUUAACCCUCCAACUUCGUACGCUCCGUACACGAUGAGCCCUGUGGAGGCGCCUGGUUAUAUCCCAGACCUCUCCCUCUACUGA